AAGGGAUGUAUCCGAGGGGGUGCUGGCCAUGGCAGUUGGAAACACAUCUAUACCACUGUGUUAGCAGACAUAUGCCAGCAUAGCAGCAAUGCCGAGAUAAAGAAAACAGCUCGGCUGGGCAGCCAAACCCCUCCAGGAUAUCACAAUACUGAUGGACUGCUUAAACUGUCGAACCACUGUAAAUCAUGGAGAAAAAUGGAGUGGGAGACCAAGCAAACAUUGAAAACGAGCAAAAAUAGCCACAUCUAUUUUGGUUUUGGUUUGUGGAUGUAAUUCAUUUUUCGACAUCUUUAGAUAUUAGGCCUAUAUGACUCCUCAUUGCAGACAUAACAGUUUAAAGCAAGAGUAGGUUCCAAUGAAACCGCUUGGGUUAGCCAUUAUAUUUACACUAAAAGUCUAACUAAAGCAAUAAUUCCCUAUCCUGGUCUGCAGUUUGUCAGGGUUUUCACUGAGUUUGGUGUCAUCUGUUAAUUCGCUAGAUGGCGCCAAGGCCUGGCAGCUGCGCUACAGUGCUGUUCAGGCUUUGGUGUGAGUAUGCUGAGGGCUCAGCGGAGCCGUGUUGCAGGAGGAGCUGAGGAAUGUGGCCUGGAUCGCUCUGCAGGAACACCUGGGCCAAGAGACAGACCAGAGAGUCCGAGACACCCCCAGGGUUAUA
Messenger RNA from Coregonus sp. 'balchen', 655 nucleotides. The record is from the annotation of a GenBank genome assembly. Lineage: Eukaryota; Metazoa; Chordata; Actinopteri; Salmoniformes; Salmonidae.